AUGGAACCUAAAAAAAAUACAAAGGGUAAAAAACCACCCACAGGACAGAAACAACACCAAAAUAGGAAAGCAAAUAGAGAUAAUCAAAAAAAGAAACAACAACAACAACAACAACAACAAAAUACAGCAUCUGGAAAUAAACCACCAAAAUCACCAACCUCUACAUCACCAUCACCAACCUCAAGUGCAUCACCAUCACCAACACCAAGUGCAUCACCAUCACCAACCUCAAGUGCAUCAUCAUCAUCUACAACAUCACCAAUUUCAAAUAACACUAAACCUCAAACACCAAUUAUAUCACCAACUAUAAUUUCAUCAUCAUCAUCAUCAUCACCACCAAAAUCAAAUGUACCACCAUCAGUUGAUAUAAGCAAUCAACCACCACCAUCAUCUUCAAAUACUACUACUACUACAAAUAACAAUAUCAAUAUUGAAGAAAAUACAGAAUUAUCAAAUAUUGAAAAAGAAAAUUUAAAUAAAACUAUAUUAGAUAUAAAGAAAAAAGAUCAUGCACAUAAAAAAGAGAAACAAAAGAAAUUAGAAGAAAGGAAAAAACUAUUGAAUGAAUCAAUUCAAAAGAAACAUGAACAACAAAAACAAUUGAAAAAAGAGGAAGAAGAAAGAAAGAAACAAAUGGAAAAAGAAAGAAUUGAAUCAGAGAAAGAGAUUAAUGAUAAAUUGAAUGAAUUGGCAAAAACCAAUCCAUCAUUUGCAGCAUCAAAUACAUUAGGUCGUAAAAUGGGUUUACAUUCAUUAUCAACUUCAAAUUUAAAUAAAUUUCAUAACAAUUCAACAGGUACAAUUAGUAGUAGUAGUGGUGCAAAAUUUUUUAACAAUAAUAAUAAUAGUAGUAGUAGUAGUGGUAAUAGUAGUCAUUCCAAUAUAGUAAGUUCAAAUAAUAGUAAUCAUAUAGGUACAGUUAGUAGAAAAGGGUUUUCCUCAGUUUCUGAUGAAAAAUUAACUGAAGCUUUAAAAAAAAAACAUCAACAACAACAUCAACAACAACAGCAAAAUGGUAGUAUUGGUAGUAGUAGUAGUGGUAGUUUAAGUAAUAGUGGUAGUGGUUUCGAAACUUCUUUAAGAAAAUAUUCAUCACAUAAUUCAAUUGGUAUAAAAAGUGGUGCUUUAUUUAGGACAAUUUCAAUUCCAAGAUUAUCAAAACAACAAAUUUCAGUCGUUGACCUUUUUAAUAGUAAUAAUGGAAAUAACAGUAAUAACAGUAAUAAUAAUAAUAAUAUAAGUCCAAAUACAAGUACAAGCAAUUUAUCAACAUCUUUACAAAAUACAUCAAGUGGUGCUUCAUUGACAUCCAUUUUUAAUCCGCCAUCAUCUUCACUACCACCGCAACCACAACCACCAUCAUCAUCAUUACCAUCUACAAAUAAUUUAUUACAACAACAACAACAAUUAUCAUCAACAUCAUUAAAUCAAUCACAAACAUCACAACAAUCAUCAACAACAGCACAAUCACCACCAUCGUUUGGAUUUGGUAGUUUUAGUAAGCGUGGUAGUAUGAAUUUAGGUCAAAGUAACUCAACAAUGUCGUCAAGUCAUAUGAAUGAAAAGGGUGAAUUUACAUUCAAGAAUUUCAUUCCAAAUUCACAAAGAAAGAAUCAUUUAUUAACUGAUAAAAAUUCACAAAGACUUUCAAAAGAUGAUUUCUUUUCAUCACAAAAUACUCAUCGUAGAUGGGAGGAAUAUGUUAAAAAUAUAUUACCAACUGAACAAGAAUUAAUUAAAGAAAAAAAAGAAUUAGAAAGACAAAGAGAAUUAAAAGAACAAGAAUUAGUUAAACAACAAUUAUUAUUAUUACAACAAAAAGAUCAAGAAAAAACUGAUGAUGAAAUUGAAGAAGAAUUAACAUCCGAUGAUGAUGAUGAUGAUGAUGAUGAUGAUGAAACUGAAGAAAUUGAGGAAGAAGAAAUUGAAGUUGAAGUUGAAAAUGAAAAAAAAUUAGAAUCACCAAUUGUUCAAUCAGUUAAAAAUGGUGUACCAACAAUAUUAGGUUCACCAAAGAAACAACAUUUAUUAGAUUCACCAAAAAAAGAUUCACCAAGAAAAUCUCAACAUUUAGAUUCACCAAGGAAAUUACAACUUCAACAACAACAGCAAGAACAACAAGAAUUAUCAGAAAAAGAUAUUGAAAUGUUAUCACCAUUAAAAAAGAUUGAAAAACAAGAAAAGAAUGAUGGUGAUAGAUUUAUUAAAGCAUUAUUAAAUAAAACUCCAAUUGCAACUAAAACUGCCUAUUCUAUGAAUGUUAAUGGUCAAACAUCAGAUACAUUACAUUCAUCUAAUAAAUCAGAGAAACCAGUUGAAAUGGUAAACAUUUUUAAAUAUGGUUCAAUCGAUAUAGAUUUCACAGAGAUAUUUGGAGAGGUUGAAGAUCUUCAAGGUUUCAUUAUGUGGAAGGUGAAUGGAUUCUCUGUUGAGGAGAGAGAUUUUGAGGAUUAUUGUACACUAUAUUCUAAAGAUGCUUAUUUAGUAUUCAACGUCACUGAUGAUCCAAAGGAUUCAGUUAACUCAAUGUAUAACAUUCAUCUAUGGUAUGGCAAAGACAGUGGUAUUGAUAAGCGUUGCACUGCAGUCAUGAUGGCAAUUCAAUUGUUGACUCAUUUAGGUGGGAAAUGUAAUCAAUUCGUAGAGGAGCAAUCAAACGAGUCUUCAAUGUUUUUAAAUUAUUUCAUCAAUCAUCAAGAGUCGAUGUUUGGGGUGAAACAUAAGAAUGGGGGAUCAGAGUGUGACUUCUUUUCAAGUAAAUCCUAUCUACAACAAUAUCAACGUAAAUCAAGACUCUAUAAAAUAGAUAUACCACCAGUGGAGUUGGAGUCAUGUGCAUCCAUAUCAAUUCGUCGUAUGGGUUUGUCAAGAAAGGUGAUCCAAGAUUCGUCCAAUGAAAUCAGUUGGUUGCUAGUUAAUCCACAAAAUAUCUAUAUGAAAUUUGGUUCGAAAUCAUCUUUUGAAAAUAAGAUUCUAACAAGAGAAAUCUCAAAACAAUUUGAAAAUCAUUAUUCAAACACUGUUAAAAUCUCACAAAUUAAUGAUGAGAAAGAAUUUUGUAAAUUAGUUAAACAAUUUAAAACCAAGGAGGAUAGGGAUAAGGAUUUCAAAUAUUCAGAGGAUGAUGAAACUAUUGUAAAUUUAUAUAGAACCAUUUUAAAAGCAAAUGGUAAAUUAGGAUUGGAGCAAAUCGCUGAAGAAUAUCCACUUCAUUAUAGUUUACUUGGUGAUUGUCUUGAUCAAGUUUACAUUUUAGAUUGCACAACCGAUAUAUUUAUAUGGUGUCCAAAAGGUGUUGGAAAGAAAAAAGUUUUAGCCGCUAAAGAAUGUGCAAAAGUUUUCUUUAAAGAAUAUGAAAGACCUGAAUGGGCCGAGAUUAUAGUACUCCAACAGCAUAAUGAAUCACCACUUUUUAAGAGACAAUUUAAAGAUUGGCCAAUCGAUAGAUUAACAUUGGCAAAUUGUGUUGAUCAAUUUAAAUUGGCAGAGAUUAGAUCAAAUAUCUCCUCGGACAAGUUGUAUUAUGAUUUUCAUUAUAUCAAUUUCACAUGUCGUGAUGAAGUUAUUCUACCAUUGUAUGAGAAUUUACCAACUGAUAAAGUCGAUGUUUAUGGUGUAACCUUGCCAGAUCUUCAAUUCUUUAGAUUGGAACCAGAGGAUAAAUGUCAUUUUUAUGAAGAUGAUUGUUUUAUGAUUAUGGUUUCCUCGAGAAAAGAAGCCUCGCCCUAUGCUGUCAAUCAAAAUGAUAUCACUCAAACAGUGAUCUAUUGGUGGGAGGGUGUAACAGCGGAUAAUCGUGGCUAUGCUAUGUUUUAUCAUGGUCUCUAUCCAAUUAUCGCCAAUAAAUUCGAAGAUAAAGGUCAAGCUAAACCAUCGGUUUAUUUAGCCACACAACGUAAGGAACCAACUCAUUUCUUGAAAGCAUUCGAUGAGACAUUGAUCAUUCAUAAGGGUUCAAGAUUUGAUGAACCUGAAAUCUCUCACAAAGUUUAUCAAUUCAUAAAUGAAGGUCCAAAUACUUACAUACAACAAUUGGAUCAAAAUAGUGUAGUUUUAAAUUCUUACAAUGUCUAUUUCAUUCGUUCUGCCAUUGAAGGUACUAUCACAAUUUGGAAAGGUGCAAACACAUUCACACCAAUGGAAGAAUUGGAAACUUUUGCUCAACGUUUAGAUGAACAAUUUAAAUUGGUAUUCUAUGAACAAGGCUCUGAACCAAACCAUUUUUGGGAUAUGUUACCUGGUGUUAAAAAUUCAAUUCCAAUGGAUUUAGAUCUUUCAAAUGAUAGUUUAUUCAAAUUUUAUCUCUCUCCUGAAUCUCAAGUUAAAAUGACUAGAAUUAAUCGUAAAUACUCUUCUGAUCUUAAAUCAACUGAAUGUUGUUUAUUAGAUUCACCAGAUGUUCUCUAUGUUUGGGUUGGUUCAAAUUGUUCAGCUUCCUUGGAGAAUAUUGUACUUAUCUUUGUUAAUGACUAUUGUAACUAUUAUAGUAUCCCAAUUGAUUCCAUUCAAAAGGUAGUUCAAUACAAUGAAUCAAUUGAAUUCAAAUUAAGAUUUAAAGCUUGGGAUAGAAAAGAGGAAUGGGUUGAUCCUCAUGAAACUCGUCAAUGCCAAGUUGCCCUACAAAGAACUUUACUCUUCCGUAAACAAUAUGAAGAGGAACAACAACUAUUCAAAGAAUAUAUGGACUAUGCAUAUUCACUAGGUGAUGAAGAUGAAUUGGAAGACUUUGAAACUUGGACUCUCAUUAAAAAAGGUUAUCUAGAUUAUCAUGGUGAAUUAAAUCUAAGUUAUAGUGAUCAAUUAAAUGGUACUCUAAGUAGAAGUUUAAGUAAUAGUAGUAAUGGUAGUAGUAAUAGUAGUACUUCUCCAAAUUUAAAUGCUCAUAUCUCUUCUUCACCAUCUUUAUCAAAUGGUAAUCUUUAUAAUUAUACAAAUGGUAAUGGUGGUAGUACAAAACCACCACUAUCAAAAGAUAGUCCUUCUUCACCACCAACUUUAUCUCAACAACAACAUACUAAAAAUAAUGGUUUACCACCUUUACCAAAAUCUUCAAAAAAGAAAAAAUUCUUUGGUUUAUUUAAAAAAUAA
Messenger RNA from Dictyostelium discoideum AX4, 5088 nucleotides. It is a transcript of the gene gnrB, whose product is annotated as gelsolin-related protein. Gene Ontology annotation, molecular function: actin filament binding. The transcript has a single exon. The record is from RefSeq and is a predicted model, not a curated record. The coding region runs from base 1 to 5088 and encodes 1695 amino acids. NCBI's taxonomy places the organism in Eukaryota, Evosea, Eumycetozoa, Dictyosteliales, Dictyosteliaceae.